AGGAGGAGGAGGAAAGGGAAGGCUAGAGGUAGAUCGAUCGGGACCGGCCGCGAGCGAUUGCUACGCUUCGCAGGCGUGCUUGCCUGCCAUUUCCUCCUCGCCAGUUUCUUCUCCCCUCCUGCACUAGUCCUGCUUCCCACCACCCCCGUCUCCUCCCCUAUAACUGAGCUCGCCGUCGGCACGCCGCCUCUCCGUCAUCUCCUCUGAACUGCGGGGUGACGCGUCCGUUUCUUCCCCGGCCAUUCCAGCAAACGCCCCUGCCGGUGGACGGGUGCGGCCACGGACUAGGCAGCAGAGAGGAACCCACCUCGCGGCCGGCCGCGGCGGCAUCGGCGGCGGACUGGGGAGUGGCGUCACAGGAGAAUACGCGGAACUCUUCCACGGCGGCCGCGGAGAUGCACGAGGCCAUAGCAACUGUGCCGCAUCCUGAUCCGCUCUGAGCAUUGCUUCAUCCGCCAAGCGAAAAACACAGCAUGGGCCCUGGGACGGCGUCGGCGUCCUGGGGUUUGCGUCUCGGCGUGGUGCUGCUCCUCCUGCUGGCCACCCCCUCCCACGCCCUGACGCACGAGGGCUGGCUUCUCCUGGCGCUCAAGAGCCAGAUGGUCGACACCUUCCACCACCUCGCCAACUGGAACCACGGCGACCCAUCGCCAUGCGCGUGGAAGGGCGUGGACUGCUCGUCGACGCCCACGCCAUCGGUGGUCUCCCUCAACCUCAGCAACAUGAACCUCUCCGGCACCGUCGGGCCGGCCGUCGGCGGCCUAACCGAGCUCACCACCCUCGACCUGUCCUUCAACGCGUUCUCCGGCACCAUCCCCGCGGAGAUCAGCAACUGCUCGAAGCUCACCGUGCUCAACCUGAACAACAACGACUUCGAAGCCACCAUCCCCGCCGAGCUCGGGAAGCUGUCAAUGCUGACGGCUUGCAACCUGUGCAACAACAAGCUCCACGGUGCGAUACCCGACGAGAUCGGCGACAUGGCGUCGCUGAGGGACCUGGUAGGGUACAGCAACAACCUCUCCGGCUCCAUACCGCGGUCCAUCGGCCGGCUCACGAACCUCAGGACGAUCCGGCUGGGGCAGAACCUCAUAUCUGGCAGCAUUCCUGCCGAGAUAGGCGAAUGCCGCAACCUGACCGUCUUCGGUCUCGCGCAGAACAAGCUUGAAGGGCCUCUGCCCAAGGAGAUUGGGCAACUGAGCCUCAUGACCGACCUUGUCCUGUGGGGAAACCAGCUUUCCGGCGCCAUUCCUCCGGAGAUCGGGAACUGCACGAGUCUCACGGUGAUCGCCCUGUAUGAUAAUGAUCUGGUUGGUCCUGUGCCUGCGACCAUUGGGAACCUCAAGUAUCUUCAGAGGCUGUACCUGUACAGGAACUCGUUGAAUGGCACCAUUCCAUCUGAGAUCGGCAAGCUUUCUCUUGCGGAGGAGAUUGAUUUUUCGGAGAAUUUCUUGACUGGAGGUAUACCGAAGGAGUUAGGCAACAUACCAGGGCUGUUUCUGCUGUACCUCUUCCAGAACCAGCUUACUGGCUUUAUUCCAACGGAGCUGUCUGGAUUGAAGAACUUGAGCAAACUUGAUCUGUCGAUCAAUUCGCUCACUGGCCCGAUCCCAGCGGGAUUUCAGUACAUGCCUAAGCUAUACCAGCUGCAGCUCUUCAACAAUAUGCUGUCAGGCGACAUACCUCCACGGUUUGGCAUCUACAGCCGGCUCUGGGUGGUGGAUUUCUCGAACAACAACAUUACAGGGCAGAUACCUCGAGAUCUUUGCAGGCAGUCAAAUCUUAUUUUGUUGAAUCUGGGGUCUAAUAAGCUGUCUGGCAACAUACCUCAUCAGAUCACCAGCUGUAAAUCCUUGGUGCAGCUUCGCCUCAGCGACAACAGUCUGACAGGAAGCUUCUCCACUGAUCUGUGCAGUCUGGCGAAUUUGACGACAAUUGAGCUGGCUCGAAACAAGUUUAAUGGCCCUAUUCCUCCUCAGAUAGGCAACUGCAGAGCUCUGCAACGGCUCGACCUUGCAAAUAAUUAUUUCACAUCUGAGCUGCCCCGAGAAAUAGGCAAAUUGUCCAAGCUUGUUGUCUUCAAUAUCUCAUCCAAUAGACUGGGAGGAAGCAUACCGCUGGAGAUCUUCAACUGUACAACGUUGCAACGUCUUGACCUCAGCCAGAACACCUUCGAAGGUUCAUUACCGAAUGAAGUUGGCAGACUGCCUCAGCUGGAGCUUCUCUCGUUCGCUGACAAUAAAUUAUCUGGUCAGAUACCACCUAUUCUUAGUAAACUGUCACAUUUGACAGCACUGCAGAUUGGUGGCAAUCAAUUCUCUGGUGGAAUACCCAAGGAGCUGGGUCUGCUCUCAAGCUUGCAGAUUGCCAUGAAUUUGAGCUACAAUAAUCUCUCUGGCAAUAUACCAUCAGAGCUUGGCAGCCUUGCAUUACUGGAAAAUUUGUUCCUCAAUAAUAAUAAGCUGACAGGUGAAAUCCCGGAUACAUUUGUAAAUCUGUCAAGUUUGCUUGAGCUCAAUGUUUCCUACAAUAAUCUCACUGGUCCUCUCCCUCCCGUGCCACUUUUUGACAACAUGGUUGUGACUAGCUUUAUUGGAAACAAGGGACUCUGUGGUGGACAGCUUGGCAAGUGUGGAUCUGAAUCAUCCUCUUCUUCCCCUUCAUCCAACUCAGUCAGUCGCCCUAUGGGCAAGAUCAUAGCAAUUGUUGCCGCCAUUAUUGGAGGAAUCUCACUUGUUCUUAUCGCCAUACUUCUGCACCACAUGAGAAAACCACUAGACACAGUAGCUCCUUUGCAAGACAAGCAAAUUCUUUCUGCUGGGUCUAACAUUCCUGUUUCGGCGAAGGAUGCUUAUACAUUUCAGGAAUUGGUCUCUGCUACAAAUAAUUUUGAUGAUAGUUGUGUGAUUGGGCGUGGUGCUUGUGGAACUGUGUACAAAGCGGUCCUGAAGCCUGGACAGAUAAUUGCGGUCAAGAAGUUGGCUUCUAACAGGGAAGGAAGCAACACAGACAACAGCUUCCGUGCAGAGAUUCUAACCCUUGGAAAGAUACGUCAUCGUAACAUUGUGAAGCUAUACGGUUUCAUCUAUCACCAGGGCGCAAACCUUCUGUUGUAUGAGUACAUGCCAAGAGGCAGCCUUGGAGAGCUACUUCAUGGACCAUCUUCCUCUUCGCUUGACUGGGAGACACGCUUCAUGAUAGCCCUUGGAGCAGCUGAAGGUCUUUCAUACUUGCAUCAUGAUUGCAAGCCUCGGAUCAUCCAUCGUGAUAUCAAGUCGAAUAACAUUUUGCUGGAUGAGAACUUUGAAGCUCAUGUUGGUGACUUCGGGUUGGCCAAGGUGAUUGACAUGCCAUACUCAAAGUCGAUGUCUGCGAUUGCUGGUUCAUAUGGCUAUAUUGCACCAGAAUAUGCAUACACCAUGAAGGUCACCGAGAAGUGUGACAUAUACAGUUAUGGGGUUGUGCUGUUGGAGCUGCUAACUGGUCGAGCACCUGUGCAACCAAUAGAAUUGGGAGGUGACCUGGUAACAUGGGCAAAGAAUUACAUCAGGGACAAUUCUCUGGGUCCAGGGAUCCUUGAUAGCAAUCUGGAUUUGGAAGAUAAGGCCGCAGUCGAUCACAUGAUCGAGGUCUUGAAAAUCGCUUUGCUGUGCAGUAACCUGUCGCCGUAUGAGAGACCGCCGAUGCGGCAUGUUGUAGUUAUGCUAAGCGAGUCUAAAGAUAGGGCCCGGGUGAGCUCUGCAUCCUCCUCGCCUGCUUCUGAUCGUUCUUCAAAGAAGGAUAGCUCACCUCCAGGCCAGGAGCUUUCUUUUGUCUUCCAAGCAGCGUCGGAAAAGAUUUUUGUUCCUGGGAUGAGCACGUCCAAUCUGAAUUUUGUUCCCAAAUCUUCAAGGGCGGUGGGUGAAAUUUCAGUGCAGCGGCAGUAUCACUUGGCACAGUCAGCCAACGCCACCGAACAACACCAUCCCCGUCAAGCUAUCGCCAUGGCGUCAGAGGAAGCAGAGAGCCUGCACGUCGUCCUCUUCCCCUUCCUCGCGCGCGGCCACAUCCCCGCCUUCCUCCGCCUCGCCGCCCUCCUCCACGAGCUCCGCCCGGGCAUCACCGUCACACUCGUCUCCACCGCGCGCCUCCUCCCCUCCAUCACCCUCCCGGCCACCACGCCUCCCAUCCGCCUCCACGCGCUGCCCUUCGCGCCCGCCGACCACGGCCUGCCCCCCGGCGCCGAGUCCCUCGCCGACCUCCACGUCCACCAGUUCAUCGCCUUCUUCCAGGCGUCCGAGUCCCUCCGCCCCGCCUUCCAAGGGUUCGUCUCCGGCAUCCGGUCCCCUGCCUGCAUCAUCGCCGACGCCUUCUUCGCGUGGACGGCCGACGUCGCCCGCGCGCGCGGCGCCUUCCACGCCGUCUUCCUCCCCGGCGGCGCCUUCGGCAACGCCGUCUUCUUCUCGGUGUGGGAGCACCUCCCGCAUACCCUCGCCACCGCCGCCGCCUACGACGAGUUCCCUCUGCCGGACUUCCCGAGCGUCGUCCUCCACCGCACGCAGAUCCCGCGGUACAUGCUCGCGGCGACCGGGGCAGAUCCAUGGACAGCCUUCUUCCGGCGGGUCAUCCAGUCCUGCCGCAAGACCGAUGCGGUCCUGGUCAACACAGUCCAAGAACUCGAGUCCUCCGGGCUGGACAUGCUCAGGAGAAGCUUCGGCGUCCAACCAUGGCCGAUUGGGCCGAUUCUCGCGCCGCCGAGUUUGUCAGACUCGCAGGACGAUGCAGGUAUCAUCCGGUGGCUGGACGCGCAUCUGCCGCGCUCGGUCCUGUACAUAUCCUUCGGGUCGCAGAACAGCAUCAGCGCCGAUCAGAUGGCAGAACUGGCGCUGGGGCUGGAGGCCUGCGGGCGGCCGUUCCUCUGGGUCCUCCGGCCUCCGGUGGGGAGCGACGCGACGGACGGCUUCAAGCCCGAGUGGCUCCCGGCCGGCUUCGAGGAGCGGACGGCGAAGGCAAACAUGGGAUUGCUGGUGCGCGGAUGGGCGCCGCAGGUGCGGAUCCUGGCGCACCCGUCCACCGGCGCGUUCAUGAGCCACUGCGGGUGGAACUCCAUCCUCGAGAGCCUCUGCCACGGCGUGCCGCUGAUCGGGUGGCCGCUGGGGGCCGAGCAGUUCUUCAACGCGAUGCUGGUGGCGGAGUGGGGCGUCUGCGUGGAGGUAGCGCGUGGGAACUUGGAGAGCUCGGCCGUGGCGAGUGGGGCGGUGGCCGAGACAGUGGGGACGGUGAUGGGGGAGACGGCGAAGGGUGAUGAGAUGAGGAGGAAUGCGGCGGUGAUCGCGCGCGCGAUGGCGGCGGCUUGGGAGGGGCCUCGCGGGUCGUCGGCGGCGAGCUUGGAGGGGUUCCUCAGAUGCGCUGAGAUGUCUUGAUAUUGUUUAGACUUAAACAUCUCUAGCGCCUUAAAUUUUAACACUCCCCCUAAUCCUUCCUUUUCCUUGUGCUUGGUCAUCUAUAGAAUCAUCUUUGGAAUCAUCUCCUCUAAAAACCCCGUGGGAAAAAUAUGAGGAGAGUAGUGUGUAUGAUAUAUUGCUAAAACU
This is a messenger RNA of Lolium perenne, 5567 nucleotides long. RefSeq lists its product as uncharacterized. Gene Ontology annotation, molecular function: ATP binding; receptor serine/threonine kinase binding; protein kinase activity. The record is from RefSeq and is a predicted model, not a curated record. Lineage: Eukaryota; Viridiplantae; Streptophyta; Magnoliopsida; Poales; Poaceae. Gene Ontology annotation, biological process: protein phosphorylation.